Messenger RNA from Bipolaris sorokiniana ND90Pr, 1972 nucleotides. RefSeq lists its product as uncharacterized. The record is from RefSeq and is a predicted model, not a curated record. Bases 13 to 1758 code for a protein of 581 amino acids. Gene Ontology annotation, molecular function: ATP binding; RNA binding; tyrosine-tRNA ligase activity. Gene Ontology annotation, biological process: tyrosyl-tRNA aminoacylation. Lineage: Eukaryota; Fungi; Ascomycota; Dothideomycetes; Pleosporales; Pleosporaceae. The transcript has 5 exons. Gene Ontology annotation, cellular component: mitochondrion; cytosol.
CAAUUGGCAGCCAUGUCAACCUGGAGACAACUGUCCAGACCACGGCUCCUCGUGUGUCGACAAUGCAUACGGCAGCAGUCUAUUUUGGCGCGCGGUGAGCGACCAGCAAAGAGGUGGGCGGACGAGGAAUCAGAUCCAGCAGCCAGACAAGCACAAUGGGAAGAGCAAGCGGGCAGGAUGCGAGCGGGGAUGCAGCAGAGCAUGCUGAGCAUGCUUGAAGAGCGAGGAUUUGUCAAGGAUGUUGCUGGCGGACGCAAGGAGCUCAAUUGGCUGCUCACAGAGAAGCGCAUUGGUGUGUACGUUGGCGUAGACCCGACGGCACCCUCCCUGCACGUCGGCCAUCUUCUCCCUCUGAUGGCGCUGUACUGGAUGUACCUGCAUGGUUACUACACCGUGAGCCUGUUGGGUGGAGGCACUGUACAGAUUGGAGAUCCUUCUGGCAGAACGACAGCACGCUCACGCCAGGCGGAGAACGUGCAAUUCAUGAACGUAGAGAGCAUCCAGCGACAGCUUGAGAAGUUGUGGACCAAUGUCAAGUGCCUAGGUAUCAAGCACCAGUUCUCGCAGAUGACGAGCCGGAAGCAAGAUAUUCUCAACAACCGCAAAUGGCUCGAGAAGCUCAGCGCAGUGGAACUGAUGAGGGACUUGGGCUCGGGCAUGCGCCUGGGCGCUAUGCUCAGUCGCGAUUCAGUCAAGCUCCGAAUGGAAAGCGGCGAAGGCAUGGCCAUAUCCGAAUUCAGCUACCCUCUCUUUCAAGCAUACGACUGGUGGAGCAUGUACAAGAACCAGGGUGUUCAGCUCCAAAUCGGUGGCUCUGAUCAGUAUGGCAACAUUAUUGCAGGUAUGGGCGCUGUUAGCCAUAUGCGCAAGAUAUAUGGCAUGGACAACGGAGCAGCAGAAGAGGAUCCACGUGUAGCGACAUACGGACUGACGACACCAUUACUUACGACCGCUUCUGGCGAGAAGUUUGGCAAGAGUGCUGGCAAUGCUGUCUGGCUUGAUGGCCAAAUGCUAAACUCGUUUGACCUCUACCAGUACUUUAUGCGCACCGCGGAUACCGACGUAGAGCGCUACCUCAAACUCUUCACCUUCCUCCCCCUCGACUCCAUCAAGCUGCUCAUGUCCCAGCAAUCCCAAGACCCUUCCAAGCGCCUGGCCCAGCACAUUCUCGCCCGCGAAAUCGUCGAGCUAGCCCACGGCGCUGCCGCAGCAAAGAAAGCAGAGGCAGCCCACAAAGACGCCUUCGGCCAAGGCACAAACACCUUCUCGCUCCUCUCCCUCCGAACCGCCAUUUCCAACAGCAAGGGUACCGACGCCUCAUCUCCAUCAUCGUUGGACGCCGAGCCAUCACUCAGCGCAAAAGAACAAGAGCUCCUAGAAUACAAGCAGACCUACGCGAGCACCAGCUCACCGGCCCAACCCAUCGGAGCAACACCUCCGCCCCCCAAGCCCUCGGACAAUAACAACCACAUCGUCACCCUACCCCUGUCCAUGCUCGCCCCAGGUUCCUUCCCUCACAUCCUCCACGCCGCAGGCCUCGCCGCUUCACGCUCAGAAGCCAGCCGGCUCAUUGCGAAAAAGGGUGCCUAUGUCAUCGUGCCCAACUCGGGCACAGUUGAUAACCCCACUGCCCUCAAAUGGGCGACCAUCGAACCCGGCAAAGAGGUCGACCCGAAUCACUAUUUGGUGGACUGGGAGGCCCUCGUUUUGCGCGCGGGAAAGGCUAAGAUUCAGAUUUGUAGAAUUGUCCGUGAUUGAUUUGAGCGGGGGAAACAAUAGGGCAUGAACGAGGAUGUCUUUUUUUUCUUAAGCUUUAGGGCCAAAGUUUUAACUAUAUGUUACUUCAUUCUGGUUUUGUUUGGAGGAAACGACCAAGUAAUAUAGAAUGUGAAUAAGGGUAGAAAACAAUGCACUAGUUCUCCCCUCCGCCCUUUCUGAUCUAAUUUGCUUGAUUGAUUUGCCACACUCCCCC